CAGGUGGUGGUCGUCAGGCGUGUCCGUAUUUUGUUUUUAGUCAGCUGGGUGAGAGAGAGAUAAGGAACACUCCACACACACUGCCGUCUUGGAGCUUGGAAUAUCCUCACUCUCUCGUUAGGCUGCUUGAGGACAACCUGUGUUAAGAGCCAGUCAUGGGGUCUGUGACGACCGUUGUGGUGGUGGUGAUGGCGGCCGCCAUGUCUGCUUCCACCUUUGCUCAAUUACCAGAUGGCUGCUUGGACCCUCCCGGCAACAAUGCUGUGGCAGACAUCAUCGCGAACGCCUUGGAAGCUGUUCGCCCGUUGCUCGUCAAUGGUCUGCCAGAUCUUGGCAUCCCUCCGCUCGACCCCCUGGGUCCUCUGCCGGUCAUACCCUUGCAUAUCGACGUUUCGAACCUCAGGUUGGACGGAACGGUGAACGACACGCUGGUCAAGUACUUGUCACAGUACGUAGUCUGUCAAGUGAACUUCACUCUGGGCAUCUCCGAGAAGUUGGAUGUCGACCUUCGUCUUGAAGACUUCCGCAUCGAGGGCCAGUAUGAUGUAGAUGGCACCGCUCUAGCGAUCUUCCCGGUCUUUGGUAGCGGUGGUUACAGUUUGGACGUGAACGAGGCUCAGGCCGUGGUGGCAGCCAAGAUCAGCUACAACCCCAUCUCCGAUCACGCCUCCGUAAAGAACCUCCAAAUCGAUAUAGCCUUCGAGUCGCUUGACCUGGUAAUGGAGUGCAUCUUGGGGUGCGGGGACAUGGCCGACCUCAUCAACAGCCUCGCCAGCGAGAUUGCUCCUGCGAUAUUCAACGCGGUCUGGGAAGUGAUAGACCCCAUCCUGACCAGCGCUCUGGAGGAUGGCAUCAAUGAAAUCCUCAAGAACGUCUCUAUCUCGGACAUCAUCACACGUGAACAGAUAGACGUCACUGACAUCGGCAACGCUAAUGAGUUCAUGGACUUGGUGAUGUCGACAGUUGACGCCCUUAUGGUGUCUGACGGCAUGGACCCCGUCGAACUCCCGAAGACCUCCCUCAACUUCGGACUGGGAACGGCGGAGCUGUACGACGGGCUCGUCUCCGGGAUGUCGACGCUCCAUAGAGACGGCUCGGCUACUCUCGACAAGGUGGCAGACUGGAUCUUCCUCUAUGCUAAUGUGGCCGUAGAGAACCUACAGGUGACGUAUACAGCGGACGUGACGGUGGUGAGCCAGGUGACGGGGGUGAAGGUGACGGCGACGGUGACGCGGGCGGCCGUGUACCUGGUGGCCCGGGAGGACAUCUACACCCACACCGCUGAUAUCGAUCAGUUCAUCAUCACAGAAUUCGGGGAGAUUGAUGUGAAAAUUGAAGGCUUGGGUAUACUGGACUACGUCCUAGGUCCUCUCACCGAGGCGGUGGCCAACCUGGUACACGAGAACAUAGCUAAUAUCCUCGAGACUCAGGUCAAGGGAUACAUACAGGAUGUGCUCAAUGAGACCCCAUGGCCAUAACAUUAUUAAUAAACUUCCUUCUUGCA
Procambarus clarkii (red swamp crayfish) is the source of this 1504-nucleotide messenger RNA. RefSeq lists its product as uncharacterized. Lineage: Eukaryota; Metazoa; Arthropoda; Malacostraca; Decapoda; Cambaridae. The record is from RefSeq and is a predicted model, not a curated record.